This is a messenger RNA of Meriones unguiculatus (Mongolian gerbil), 1941 nucleotides long. It is a transcript of the gene Rccd1, whose product is annotated as RCC1 domain containing 1. Lineage: Eukaryota; Metazoa; Chordata; Mammalia; Rodentia; Muridae. The record is from RefSeq and is a predicted model, not a curated record. The transcript is spliced from 8 exons. The coding region runs from base 387 to 1520 and encodes 377 amino acids.
CGCGCGGCCCUUUAAACGCGGUCUGCUCCCUGGCUGUGCGGGUGUCCGAGGUUUCUGCUUAAAGGCCUUUCCUGGUCGGUUCCGAGGGGACAGGUGAAGGGCAAGGUUCUCUUGGGUAGGGAUCCGGAAGCUGUGGUUCAGGCUUGAGCGAGUAAAAUAGGGAUCCAGUCGGAGGAAGGGGCGUUGCUGUUGGCACCGUGCGGCCCUCUGUCUCCCCAGUUCAGCGUAAGCUCCCUGGGGCCCACCGCUACCUCCUGAAGCCGAUGGAAGGGCGCGAGAAAGGCUGUUGAAAGAAUAAACGACCGAGUAAGGUCCAGUGGAAAUGGCCAGGUGUCUCUGAAAUCCGCCCCAGCCAGGUGGCCAGCCACAGAGGGCUCAGCCUGAGCAUGGCAGAGGAACGGCACGGGACCUGGUUCGGCUUUGGUUUCUGUGGCUUUGGGCAAGCACUGGGCUCUGGGAACGGGUGCCAUUCGGUACACAGCCCCGAACCACUGAGUACCAGUGAUGACAUUUGCCGAGUGAGCGCAAGCUGGAGCUACACUGCCCUGGUGACCCGUGGAGGCCGGGUAGAGCUGUCGGGUUCAGUGAGCAGCGCAGCAGAAGGCUGCAGGGACGCCUGGGCUUCGGAGGAACUCCUGGUGCUACUGCGGGCCAAGGGCGGGCCCAACACCGAACUGCAGGCCUGGCCACCAGGCUCCGCGCUGCAGGGGGAGCCCCUCUGGGUCCAGAGCCUGGAUUCUGGAGCAGAGGCCCAAGGAGAAGACGAACCCAGCAGGGAGGCCAGGGCAGGGACCCUGCCGCUGCUGCCUGGCGCCCGUGCCUAUGUGAACCCACGGCCACCCUUCUGCAAGCCUCUGGCCCCAGAGCUGCGGGUGCGCCAGCUGGAGCUGGGCACUGAGCAUGCGCUGCUGCUGUGCGAAGCUGGCCAGGUGUUCUCCUGGGGUGGAGGCAGGCAUGGGCAGCUGGGCCACGGCACGCUGGAGGCAGAGCUAGAGCCAAGGCUUCUGGAGGCACUGCAGGGCCUGCGGAUGGCUGAGGUGGCCGCGGGUGGCUGGCACUCUCUGUGUGUGAGUGAGUCUGGGGAUAUUUAUAUCUGGGGCUGGAACGAAUCAGGGCAGUUGGCCCUGCCCAGAAGGAACACAGAAGAGGAGAGGAAAACCGUGAGAGGCACGGAAUUGAGUGAAGACUGUCUUGAAGGAGCAGCAGCCGCCCUGGGUGAUGUUGGCGCUCCUGCCCACUUCAUAGCCAUCCAGCCCUUCCCAGCUCUACUGGAUCUUCCCCUCAACUCGGAUGCAGUCAAGGCCAGCUGCGGAUCCCGACACACAGCUGUGGUGACACGAACAGGAGACCUCUAUACUUGGGGCUGGGGCAAAUAUGGACAGCUUGGCCACAAGGACAGCACCAGCUUGGAUCGACCCUGCCGUGUGGAAUACUUUGCAGAAAAACAACUCGAAGUAAGGGCUGUCACCUGUGGACCCUGGAAUACCUAUGUCUAUGCAGUGCAAAGAGAGAAAGUCUGAUAUAUAUGCCAGGUGGAUGCCCAGCCACUUAAGGUGUGUGGGUGAGAAUGAACUCUUGCAAAUUAUUUACUUCAGUAUGCUGGCACAGGUGCAUGGAAACAAACAGUGCCCUUGCAUCCUAAAUGCUGGGAUUAAAAGUGCAUGACAUUUAAAAAAUUUCUAAAACAAAGGAUAAAGAUAAAUCUUACAAAAGAUGUAUGAAAGAUGUAUGAAAGAUAUAUAUAGAUAUAUAUAUAUAUAAAAAUUGUUUAUUUUUGGAGCAGUGCCAGGGAUCAAAAAAACCAAGGCCUUCCAUCAGUAAUGGAGCCUAGCCCAGAAGCUUUAAAUAGCUGCAAAAUAAAAUACUGAAACAUGAAAAUAUGUAAAUAAAGUAUUACCCAAAUGAGAAUAAAGAGUAAAUCCAAACUAUUCUGAGAUUAGA